GUAACAUCUGUCACAUCUUUUGUUUGGACAGAUUCAUUCAAGAAGCUCAGCUAAACGGUACGGAAAUACGCAACGAAGGUUUCCCUCAACAUGACGUCACGUGUUGGUCUCAGAGCUGCUGGUGCCAAUGGAAGUGUGUACAGACACAAAGAGAGGGUGGCCCCAUCUUACCAAAUGAGUGCCUCCCUGAAGUCAGAGGUGCGCAAGUUAAACCUGGUCCACCUUCUCCUCUGGCUUCUGGUGGCGGCACAGGUGACUGUCAGCCACUUAAACCUGUUGUCACAUGACACAGUAUCCAUGCCGUACCAGUGGGAGUACCCCUACCUGCUCAGCCUCCUCCCUCUGCUCUGCAGCAGCUUGUCACUGCCAAAGAACAAUAUCAGUUACCUGGUCAUAUCCAUGAUCAGUGCAGGGUUGUUUUCCGUGGCGCCUCUCAUUUAUGGUGGAAUGGAGAUGUUUCCUGUGGCGCAGCAGCUCUACCGCCACGGAAAGGCCUACCGCUUCAUUUUUGGCUUCUCUGCAGUGACUGUUAUGUACCUCAUCAUGGUGGUUGCUGUUCAAGUGCACGCUUGGCAGUUGUAUUACAUGAAAAAGCUGUUAGACUCAUGGUUUGACGCUACUCAGGAGAAGAAGCAGAAAUAAUGGCGUGAAGAAAGCUGUGACUGGGCAAAACUGUUUUUAUCUUAAUUUAUUUACAAGUUAUGCAUCUUAAUCAUGUCUAUUUAUUUAGUCAUUAUCAUGUAAUAUUGUACCUUAGACACCGGUGUUCCCUGACAUUUAUAUGUAAAACAGAGUGAGAUGAACAAUUUAUGCAGGAACCUGGAUUUUCUUGUCAUCGUUAUUUAUUUAAAGCAGAUUAAAGUGUUUUGCACACAAGCAGGAGUGGCAUCAAAGCAACAUCGACAAACAUGGCAGCAUUCAAGGACAUCCUUGUUAUCUCUCAAAAAAUGAUUUGACUUCAAGUUCUUUUAUUUAUUAUAUAACAAUUACAGAGAAGCAGUUGUCUGCAAUGAAAAUCUUUAAAGGGAGCACCACCUAAAUUAUGAAUUCAUAUAUGCUUUUUCCAUGGCCAAGUAAAGUUUAGCCAAUAUUUGAGAACAUGAGCUGCCCCCUCUCAAAGCCAGAAACCUGAGAAGUAAGUCUCGAGCUUGUGAUGUCACAGGGUAUCAAGUCUGGAGCUGCUCCAUAGAUAAUAAAUAGGAGCCUGAUUUUUGUGGACCCACAGGAUGUUUGUUUUGUUUUGUCAUGUCCAAAUGUGCAUUAUUCUAUUGUGUUCUCAGCUCUGAACCUGAGAAUAUACCGAUAUACUUAGAACAUUCCCCUGGGUGCUCUCAGUGUCAUCUGUAACAUCUUCAUCAUUUAUUGUCUGUGGAGCAUCACAGAAUUGAGAUUUAGUUCUCUAGUUUAGAAAUAGUUUAGAAAUAGAAACGUAAAAUAUGAAUAUAUACUGUUUGUGUUAAAUGAUUUAGCUUCUGCUGCAGAUGUGCUGAUGCUGCCUCCUUCAUUAAGUCUACCUCUCACUAUGUCCUCUUUUACCCCACAGAAUUAAUUUAAGCCAUUAAAAAAGAAAGGUGGUAAUUUAAAUAUCUGCCUGUACUGUUCUGUUUUCAGGUAUUCUCAUUCGUUAUCAUAAAGCAAGUGUACAUGCA
Epinephelus fuscoguttatus (brown-marbled grouper) is the source of this 1649-nucleotide messenger RNA. RefSeq names its product jagunal homolog 1a (gene jagn1a). Lineage: Eukaryota; Metazoa; Chordata; Actinopteri; Perciformes; Serranidae. Bases 91 to 642 code for a protein of 183 amino acids. The record is from RefSeq and is a predicted model, not a curated record. The transcript has 3 exons. Gene Ontology annotation, biological process: vesicle-mediated transport; endoplasmic reticulum organization; granulocyte colony-stimulating factor signaling pathway. Gene Ontology annotation, cellular component: endoplasmic reticulum membrane.